Bombyx mandarina (wild silkworm) is the source of this 2583-nucleotide messenger RNA. RefSeq lists its product as uncharacterized. Gene Ontology annotation, cellular component: cytosol. Gene Ontology annotation, molecular function: NAD binding; glyceraldehyde-3-phosphate dehydrogenase (NAD+) (phosphorylating) activity. Gene Ontology annotation, biological process: glycolytic process. NCBI's taxonomy places the organism in Eukaryota, Metazoa, Arthropoda, Insecta, Lepidoptera, Bombycidae. The record is from RefSeq and is a predicted model, not a curated record.
AUGGCAACUAAAUUAGGUAUAAAUGGAUUCGGUCGAAUUGGCAGAAUUAUUUUUAGAACAUGUCUCCUACACAACGAGCUAGAGGUAACAGCUAUAAACGACCCAGCAAUCGAUGCAGAAUACAUUUGCUACUUGAUAAAAUUCGACUCCACACAUGGAAAGUUUUCGGGAACGGUCACGCGAAAUGAUGAUAACGAAAUAAUUGUGGACGAUCGUCCCAUAAAAAUAUUCCGCGAGAAACUGCCGUCCAGUAUACCAUGGCAAUCUGCUGGCGUUCAAUAUGUUAUCGAAUCUUCUGGAAUGUUUACUUCACUGGAGAAGGCUUCGGGUCAUCUUCGAAGCGUUAGAGUCAAACGUGUGAUUGUAACUGCACCAAGCGUCGACGUACCCAUGUUGAUUUUGGGCGUCAAUGAUGGUGAAAUAUGUUCAGACAUGAAAGUUUUGUCGUGUGCAUCAAGCACUUUAUAUUGUUUGGCACCGGUCAUAAAGAUAUUGGAAGAUAACUAUGGAGUAUCCGAAGGUUUCGUAACAAGUAUACAUGCAAUGACGCCAUCAUUGAAACCCCUAGAUGGACUGUGCUUAAGAGGGAAGCACUGGCGCGAUCAUCGGAGUAUACAUCAGAACAUCAUACCGGCCGCCACAGGAGCAUGUAAAGCCCUUGGCAAAAUCAUGCCACAAGUUAAAGACAAACUGACCGGUUUAGCUUUUCGAGUACCGAUUGUCAACGUUUCCGUUUUGGAUAUUUCUAUCCGUCUAUGUAAGGAAACGACUUGGCAAGAUAUUUUGAAGAAGAUAGAAGAGGCCGGUCGUAGCAAGAUGGAGAACAUUAUAAAGGUAACAAGGGAUGAUAACGUUUCUUCGGAUUUCGCUGGUGACGAGCACUCGUGCAUCGUGGACGGGAAUUCUAGCUUACAGCUAAAGCCGGAUUUCUACAAAAUCGUGUGUUGGUACGAAAAUGAAUAUUCCUACGCGUGCCGUGUCAUAGACACUGUAUUGUUUAUUGAAAAUCAGUUAAAGUUCGUUUUGGUAUCCGAGUUCAGAGAUCAAGUUAAAUCUAAAAAUAGUUCUGUUGAUAAAAUACACAAUAUAAAAGCCGCCGUGGAAAGUUAUGGCGAUGCUCCACAGAAUUCCAAGGUAUUCCGUAACAAUAAUGAAAGUAAGCAGAAUACUUACAACGCAGAUGCAAUGAAACCGUUGAGGAGACCAGACUUAUAUACAACGUCUGAUAAUGAUUGUAAGGCAAAAUACUCAAAAGAUACCUUUAAAAUUUCGAAAGAAAACGAUCUAACCUCAAAAACAGGCGUGCGCAAUUACAGCGGAUCAUUUUUCCAUAGUUGUAUCUCGUUUGCAAAUCCAACUAAUACAAUUAAGGCCCAGGAACGCUUAGAGAAAGUUAAACGUGAAUUUUCUAAAAUGGUCAACAUCACUGAAGAUUUGCUAAAGAAAUCUUGCAGCUAUAAAUUGAAUUUACUACCGGAUCCGAUUCCAGAGAACAGCUUAACGACUGAAAGAAAAAAAUCGAAUACAAUAGUUAAGGUUUCAAACACCGAUACUAAGCAUUUAGAUGAAAAAACUAAAACAGAUUCAGCAUCUAGCGAUAUCCCACAAGAUAAUGGUCGUAUGCAUGCGAACAGUUAUGAGAAAGACGAAUCUAGCAGUAGCAGUAUUGAAAUUGGAAACAUCGAUUUUGAAACGGAAAAAAUAAUUUUACUUCGUGAUUGUCGUGAAGAUAUGAAUAUAAACAAUACAAACAAAAGUGGCAUCCGAACAGUAAAGCAAGAAGAUAACUGUAGAACAAAUUUAAUUAAUGAUAAUUUUAUAAACGAAGAAAAUACGAAAGAAGAUUUCGAUUUAAAGCUAAAUCCUGAAACUGAAAAACUAACCGAUGAAAUUCUUUUAAGACCUAAUAGUUCAAAUAAAGAAGAGCAGAUAAAUUUAAAACUUAAAGACAAUGAAACGAGUAUUGAAAUUAACAAUAGCAGUAUUGAUAUGUCUGGCGUAACAAAAACAGAUAUUUUGAAAGAGGAAAAUUACCAAAGUAUUUCUGACAAAUUAACUUUGGAUAUCCAUAAGAAUCAAACAAAUUUAAUUAAUUCAUUGCAAUUUGGUGACAGUGAAACGAAUCGAGACAAUGCUAUUGUAAGCUCGAAGAACUUAAUGAACUGUUUAAACAAACUAACACCUGAACCAGUUAUUGUCAUAGCUAAUAAAAAAUCCACAUGCUCUGAAAUUACCAUUGCCACAUCCGCAUACGGCGAAUUUAAUAAAAAUAAAAUAGACUUAUUUGAAAAACUCGAUAGCGAAUGCGGUACAGGAUCGGAAUGCUCUUUCGAAAUACGCGGUCGGGCAUCUCAAGUGAUCCACAUUACCGAUUUGACGAAUUCACUCGAAGAUCUAUCUCGCUUGGACAAAAUUUGCAAGAUUAUCGAAAUAUCAGAUGAACUAUCCGAUAAACUGUUUUCAGCAUUGGACAGUGGAGAUGUCGAAACUCUAAAACGAAAGAAGUGGUCGUUCAAAGAUUUGUGUGAUAAAAUUCAACUAGAUGAAUUUUGUACUAAUGUAUUCGGAAAAUCAAUUAUGUAA